AUGUCCGACGACAACAAUCAACAGCAAGGAUCUAAUGAAGCUAUCCAAUUAAUUGAUGAAAAGAAACAUUUUGCAAAGGAUACCAUUGCGUACUUUAGUAAAUGUUUAUCUUCAACGAAUGGUAAAGACGAUGAAACCACAUCAGACUAUCAUGUCAUUUCUGUGUUUGGUUCUCAAUCAUCAGGGAAAUCAACAUUAUUGAACAUCCUAUUCAAUACAUCAUUUGAUACUAUGGAUGCUCAAAUUAAAAGACAACAAACAACAAAGGGGAUCUGGUUAUCGCAUACUCAUACAAUCAACACCACAAAUUCUUCUCAAACACCUACAUUAUCAGACAUGUUUAUAUUAGAUGUGGAAGGUUCUGAUGGUUCAGAAAGGGGAGAAGAUCAAGAUUUUGAAAGGAAAGCUGCUCUUUUCGCAAUUGCAGUUUCUGAGGUUUUAUUAGUUAAUAUGUGGGAACAACAAAUUGGGUUAUAUCAAGGGAAUAAUAUGGCGCUUUUGAAAACUGUCUUUGAAGUUAAUUUAUCUUUAUUUGGGAAAACUGUUAAAAGUAAGAGUGAUCAUAAAGUUUUAUUAUUGUUCGUUAUUAGAGACCAUGUGCGUGUUACACCAAUGGAUUCAUUAAAGGAAACUUUAGUUAAUGAAUUGGAGAAAAUUUGGACUGAAUUAAGUAAACCUGAUGAAUGUAAAGAUACAACACUUUAUGAUUUCUUUGAUUUAGAAUUUAUUGGGUUAGGUCAUAAAUUAUUGCAAUAUGAUCAAUUCGUUAAAGAUGUUAAACAAUUAGGUGAUUCCUUUAACAAAUUACCUGUGGAGGAUGGAUCUUUGUUUAAGGAAAAUUAUCAUCAUCCCUUACCCUUAGAAGGUUGGUCCAUGUAUGCGGAGAAUUGUUGGGAACAAAUUGAAAAUAAUAAAGAUCUAGAUUUACCUACGCAACAAAUCCUUGUUGCAAGAUUUAAAACUGAUGAAAUAUUAAAUGAAUGUUUUGUAAAAUUGAUCACCGAAUAUAAUUUGGAAAUUAAUUCAAUGGUUAAAGAUAUGGAUUUAUUAACUAGUUUCCUACAAAAAAUUAAAAAUUUAGCAGUACAGGAAUAUGAUCAGCAUGCUUCUCGUUAUAAUCAAGUUGUAUAUCAAGAAAAAAGAACCGAAUUGUUGAAUAAAAUCGAUUCCAAAUUUUUGGAAACUAUAAACACUUUCCUGGAAGACUUGUCCACUGAUUUAUUAUUGACUUUUGAAUCAAAUGUUAACGCUAAAGAUCCAUCCUCUCCUUCAUUCAUUGAAAAAUUAAAUUCAAAUAAAACAAUAAUUAUCGGUAAGUUCAGCUCUGUAUUAUUAAAUUUUCAAAAUUUAGACCUUCUAUCCGAAACUGACGGAAUUUCUGAUAUUUUCAGAGAACGUGUUAUGGAAUCUUAUGAUAAAUUACGUGAAAAGGAAUUGAAUUCAAUCAUAUCCAAAUCAAAUAAAACAAUAUCAAACAAAAUUAAAGAGAUGACAAUCUUUAAUUUAUCACAUCCGUCUCUGAAGGUUUGGGAUAUUAUCUUGGCAAAUUUUGAAAGUAUAAAUGAAUCCACUUUAAAGAAAUAUCGUGUCAAAAAAGAUGUUAACAAUGACGAUGACAUGGACUAUGAUUUUAGAUUGGGUUUAAGUGAGGAAGACAACAGGCUAGCAUAUAAGAGAAUUAGAUCGCAUGCUUGGUAUUCAUUAAGUACAACAGUCCGCGAUUAUUUAAAGGAAGAUACCGUUGUAAGUAUUCUUAGAGAUAGAUUUGAAAAUAAAUUUAGAUAUGAUCAUAACGAUGCUCCAAGGUUAUGGACAAAUGAAGAUGAAAUUGAUCAAGCAUUUGCCCUUGCUAAAGAACAUGCUUUAGAGGUAUUUACAGUUCUCUCUUUAGCAAAAACUUCAUAUAAUAUUGAAAUAAUCCCUGAUGUAUCAUCGCCUCUUGGCAAUGAAUCCGAUGACGAUGAUGAUAAUGAUGAUGAAGAAAAAGAAUAUGAAGACGAAUUAGGUAUUUAUCAUACUAAUAGAUUUGCUCAUAUUUUCAAUGAAUUACAAAAGGAAAAAAUCCUAAGUCAAUUCAGAAGACAAAUCAACUUAACUGUAUUAGAUGCUAAGAGGUCAAUCAUUACGACUACAACACAUAUCCCUAUUUGGAUCUAUUGUCUCUUAGUUGUUCUUGGUUGGAAUGAAUUUAUGAUUGUUAUUAAAAAUCCACUUUUCGUUACGUUAAUAAUAAUUUCCGUUGUAACAUUUUAUUUUAUUCAUAAGUUUGAUUUAUGGGGCCCAGUAAUUACUAUCAUCAAUACUGCCAUUGGUGAAACGAAGGGAACAUUAAAGUCAAAAUUAAGAAAAUUUGUCAUUGAUGAUGACGAACAUGGGAAAAAACGACAAACUACAAAAAAGGUUUCUAAAGAAAAGGACUCUGAGAGCUACGAAAUGGAGGAUAUGUGA
This is a messenger RNA of Naumovozyma dairenensis CBS 421, 2448 nucleotides long. It is a transcript of the gene SEY1, whose product is annotated as dynamin-like GTPase SEY1. Gene Ontology annotation, cellular component: endoplasmic reticulum. The record is from RefSeq and is a predicted model, not a curated record. Gene Ontology annotation, molecular function: GTPase activity; GTP binding. The transcript has a single exon. The coding region runs from base 1 to 2448 and encodes 815 amino acids. Gene Ontology annotation, biological process: endoplasmic reticulum membrane fusion. NCBI's taxonomy places the organism in Eukaryota, Fungi, Ascomycota, Saccharomycetes, Saccharomycetales, Saccharomycetaceae.